Trachemys scripta elegans is the source of this 957-nucleotide messenger RNA. Its product is annotated as apoptosis regulator BAX-like. Gene Ontology annotation, biological process: intrinsic apoptotic signaling pathway in response to DNA damage; extrinsic apoptotic signaling pathway in absence of ligand; positive regulation of apoptotic process. Gene Ontology annotation, cellular component: mitochondrial outer membrane. The transcript is spliced from 6 exons. NCBI's taxonomy places the organism in Eukaryota, Metazoa, Chordata, Testudines, Emydidae. The record is from RefSeq and is a predicted model, not a curated record. Gene Ontology annotation, molecular function: channel activity; protein heterodimerization activity; protein homodimerization activity. Bases 137 to 685 code for a protein of 182 amino acids.
CCCACUCCCUUCCCCGAGCAGGGCAGAGAACCCAGGAGUCCUGGCUCCUGGCCCGGGGCAGGACACGUGCAAAUGGGCGGGAUGCGGAUUCUGCCCUGCAGCGUCAGGCCGGGCGGGGUCCCGGGGCAGCAGCGGGAUGGAGACGCACCAGGCCGGGGGGCUGCCGCUUGCCCCAGCUCGCCCAUCCCCCACCGGUGCCGAGAGCAUUUCCUGCAUCAAGCAAAUCGGGGCGUCCCUGCUCCGGGGGUUCGUCUGGUCCCUGCUCCAGCAGCAGGGCCCUGGGUCCCCCCCGGCCCGGUCGGUCACCAUGGAGGAGCUGGGGGGCCAGGACACCCCCGAUGGGCCCCGGGUCGCGUCCCUGCGUGAGACUCUGCACCGGAUAUGGGAAAGCAUGAGCCAGAACCCCGAGAUCGACAGCCUGGUGCAGUGCAUGGCGGGGCAGCCCCCCCUGCCGGCGCUGGCCGCGGUCUCGGAAGAGGUGUUUCGUGACGGCAUCAACUGGGGCAGAGUCGUCGUCUUCUUCUACUUCACCUACAGGGUCAUCGCCCAGGCUCUGGGCGGGUCUGACUGUCUCCGGUCCCUGGUCGACUGGGCCCUAAACUUCCUGUGGGAGCAAGUCGCCCCCUGGAUCCAGCGCCAGGGGGGAUGGGACUCCAUCUUCAGCUACCUCACUUCCUCCGCCUAGGGGGGGCCCAGACACCCCCCCCCCCGGGACGGCAUCAGCAGCUGGACGGAGCAGCCCCCCCUCUGCAGCAGAGACCCCACUGGCUGGACAGGGGGGGGGGAAUUACCCGAUGCCUCCAGCUCUGCAGAAGCGAAGGCAGACUGGGGGGGGGAACGUGUGAGCAUCCCCCCCCCCCCGCAAAAAAAAAAAAAAAGAAAAUCACAAAUGAAAAAGGACAAAUAAUCAGGGCUGCCAAUGAAUCACGAUUAACUCGCAACAAAUUAACUCGAUUU